Messenger RNA from Neurospora tetrasperma FGSC 2508, 540 nucleotides. RefSeq lists its product as uncharacterized. The coding region runs from base 1 to 540 and encodes 179 amino acids. The transcript has 3 exons. The record is from RefSeq and is a predicted model, not a curated record. NCBI's taxonomy places the organism in Eukaryota, Fungi, Ascomycota, Sordariomycetes, Sordariales, Sordariaceae.
AUGAACUUGGGACCAUUGUUCGAUUCGGAGAAUGUGGUUCUUCCACCUAGAGGUAUCUCUUCUGCCCCAGGCAUUGUUAUCUUAUUCACCUACCUCUACAGUAGCAUGGUGUUCUUCACAAAACGCAACUUGUUUUCAACCUUCAAGUUCAACCUGCUGGUGGCCAAGAUGUGCUCCCACCGCCGGUCAACCUCGUGGUGUGAAAGUAUCGGCAAGAAUCUGACACAGGAGACGGCUGUACCUCGUCAUGGUGCACGGUCCUUGACGCAAAUAUUGAUGGCGUGGGAAGGAACUUCAGAUAUAGUUCUCCAAGGUGCCGCACCGUUGAAGCUUCACUGGCAUACCUCCAGUAGCUCCCCAUCAGCGACAGGUAAGGAGGGACAACUGAAGGCUACCCCUCUACCCACCCAAUCUGGUUUUGUCCUUGAAGUUCCCCUGCUCGUCCUCCAAGUUUCCCUGCUCGCCCUCGGAAACAGACUUGCCCACACUCAGCACCAGCGCCUUCACCGUGAUCUCCAGUCCUCUCUUCUUGGUUACUGA